Molecule: messenger RNA, 1696 nt
Organism: Penaeus chinensis
Lineage: Eukaryota; Metazoa; Arthropoda; Malacostraca; Decapoda; Penaeidae
Product: kynurenine/alpha-aminoadipate aminotransferase, mitochondrial-like
Exons: 12
Coding region: 355-1623 (422 amino acids)
Biological process (GO): biosynthetic process
Molecular function (GO): L-kynurenine:2-oxoglutarate transaminase activity; pyridoxal phosphate binding
Source: RefSeq, a predicted model, not a curated record
ACCAGCCGUCUGCCAAGGCAACACUGGCACACACAAUCCCAGUGCCAGUGUGCUCAAGGACACGGCACUAUUGUGACAGCCAGCAAGGUGGCAGAUGUCUCUCCAUCCUCCUUUGCUUGGCCAGGACAAUCCUAUCACGCUGAGAAAAGUCAAGAGUUUUGAAUAAACAUCACGUUGUCCAUAGUCUUAGACACUGUUGAAUAAUAAAGUUCAGCGUGGCCCCGCCCCCUCGAUUCCUGUCGUGAAAAAGGGUCAGCGAUGGAAAUGAGGGCUGUAAACUCCCCCUAACUCCAUCUUUCUUGACUGAAGGGCUGGUCCUAGAUCAAGCAUGAGGCUUCGUUUCCCUCAAAACGGAUGGAUUAUUCGAGGUUCAUAUCAAAGAUGUCUUUAAACCGAAAGCCGUCAGGAAUCAGCGAAAUGCGGAAGUACCUAGCCGAGCCAUCUCCGUCGUUGGUGUGGCUAGCUUCGGGAAUGCCCAACCCCCAGCUGUUUCCCUUCCGCGACGCCACCUUCAGCCUGAGCGACGGGUCCGUCCUCGAAAUCGGGCAGGACCUGAUGGCGACCGGGCUGCAGUACGGACCGACGCCAGGGUUCAUCCCCCUGGUCCAGCAGCUGAAGGACAUGACGCUCCGGAACCACAAUCCUCCGCGUUGGGGUGAGAGCGACCUCCUGGUGACCGUCGGGUGUCAGGACGGACUGGCGAAGGCGCUGGAGUUGCUGCUCGACGUCGGGGACUGCGUGGUGGUGCAGGAGCCGUGUUAUUCGGAUGUUCUGUGCAUUCUCGCCCCUCUGACGCCGAAGUUCGUCGUUGUCGCCGCGGACGAGAAAGGAAUGUGUCCGUUGUCGCUGAGGAAGGGACUCGAACGGGCAACGCAGGAUGGGGGACCCGCGCCCAAGGUCAUGUACUUGGUGCCCAACGCAUGCAACCCCACGGGAACCACCAUGGACGAGGCGCGGAGAAGGGAGAUCUACAGCCUCGCCUCGGAGUACGACCUCAUCAUCCUCGAGGACGACCCUUACUACUUCUUGCAGUAUGACGACCAGGAACCACUGCCCCCGAGUUUCCUGCGGCUGGACACGGACGGGCGUGUCCUGAGGUUCGACUCCUUCUCCAAGAUCUUCAGCGCUGGGUUAAGGGUCGGGUUCGUGACAGGGCCGGCGCCGUUGCUCGAAAGGAUGACGUGGCAUAUGCAGGCCAGUGUGCUGUGUCCGCCAGGUAUCACUCAGGUAAUGGUGAGUGAACUGCUUCGGAAAUGGGGCGACGACGGAUUCAAGAAACACAUAGCUAAGCUUAGGGAAUUUUACCGAGCUCAAAGAGACACCAUGUUACAGGCAGCGGAAAAGCAUCUCACAGGACUGUGUGAAUGGACGGUGCCGAAGGGAGGAAUUUUUAUAUGGUUUAAGGUGCCCGGCCUCCGCGACACGACGCCCAUGCUGCUGGAGAGGGCGAUCACGAGGGACGUGGUGCUCGUCCCAGGGAGAGACUUCAUGGUCGAGGAGAAGAAACCUUGUCAGUACAUGCGGGCAGCCUAUUCGUGCGCCACGCCGGAGCAGAUGAAGGAGGGGAUGAAGAACUUGGCUCAACUGGUACGAGAUGAAUUAGCACUACGGAAGGAGUCUUGAACGCGAGGAAUAUUGUUUCUAUUUCCAUUCCGGUGUUGUAUUUCUACUGAAUAUCGAAUAAAAAGAUACUUCA